UGUAAAAAGAGCAUUAAUGAUGCAACUUACCUUAUUAUGAUUUACCUCAUUUGAAAUUGCUUAAGUACUUCAGUAAGAAUUACCUGUGAAUUUCAUGUAGAGGACCAAUGGCUAGUUCUAUGAAAAAUUCACUAUCUCAAGUUUGAGAUUACAAAAAUCAUGUGAUCUGAUGAAAACAAGCUCCAUUAAUAGUUAAAGCUAUAAAUAUGCAUUUCUAUCAUGAAUAGAAAUGUGGAUUAACAUAGAAAUUUAAUCAACUUUGGAAUCAUUGAAGCAAUAGAUUUUUGCAAAAAAUGUCCAAAAUAAUUAAAUGCCAAACAAAUUUCUUCCAUGAAAAUAAAAAAAUUCUCUCUCUGUUCACAAUGCUGUACAAUGUCUGAAUGAUCUUGAAUGGAAAUUCAAUAAAUCUACAAUGUACAAUUUGUAAAACUGAAACCAAAAAUGUCACUUGUGUGUGAAACUUUCCUUAUAAACAUGUAAUGAUAGGAUAUCUUGACAGCCGCUAAUAAUUAUAAAAAUGAUACACAAUUUGCAUUUGUAGAAGGAGGUGGUAUUCAGACAGCUCUCUUUGUGUUGUUGUCACUAAUCCAAAUACAGUUGCUUAAGAAAAGACAUAAAGUGUUCGCUCUUUUUUUGGAUCUUGAUAAAGCAUAUGAUAUGAUUAGCAUUACAGAUCUACAGAGUAAAAUGAAGAGAUGUGGAGCAAAUGAACUUAUGAUAGGGUUGCUGUUUGGAAAAUAUAAGACAAUCAUUAAACAAAAUACGAAUAUCUGGAUACCGUUUAUUACCUACAGAGGACUAUUACAAGGAGAUCCAUUGUCCCCACAUCUUUUCAAUUUUUAUCUAUUUGACCUAAAUAAUUGUUUUAAAAGAGAUGAAGAUGGUAUUCAAAUCGAAAAUCAGACAAGACAUACUAUAUCAUAUGCCGAUGACAUUGUGCUGGUAGCUCCAAUGGCAGCUGCGCUCCGUAGAAAGAUCCAACAAAUUUGUGAGUACUUAGAAAAGUUAAGAGUUAAAAUAAAUCCAAAAAAAUCAACAAUAAUGAUAUUUAGAAAUGGUAGUAAUGUAUCCAAAAAGCACAUGUCCUUUUUUAUUAAUAAAGAAGUGAAGAUAGUUAAGGAAAUUAAAUUUUUAGGAAUAACAUUUAUACCAAACCUUUUGUUUGAGAAACAUUAUAAAAAUUCACUAAAUAAAGCAAAAAUUGCAAUAAAUAACUUAAUUGGUCUAUUCUGUAAGGCAAAACUAAAGAACUUAGGAACACACUUUCAACUUUUUAAUUUGCUUGUGAUGAAUUCAAUGGGCUAUGCGGCCCCAGUUUGGAGUAUGGAUAAGUUUAAUGACUUUGAAAAAAUACGGAAUAUAUUUAUACGCAAGAUAUUCCAGUUAGAAUUUAAUAUCCUGGGCAGUGCUUUAAGAUUAGAAACAAAUAGAUUUAGAUUAAAUACUAUAUUAAUAAAAAGAUAUUUAAUGUUUCUCCAAAAAAUUAUUAAGGCAGAAGACAUAACAACAAAAUUACUGUUUUUACUAUAUCACAAAUCAAGGAAAACGGACUUAAGAAGAAGUUGGAUAAUACAGCUAUUGAAGAUAGUAAAUAAAUACAGAUUCUCUAUUAAAUUGUUUUUGGAUCGUACACAUAAUAUGGAGCAGUAUAGUAAAGAAAUAAUAUACAGAGCUAUGGAGCUCUCCAUUGUUCAAGACAUUGAGGAUAUACGAAAACGGGAAAACACAAGCUGAGUUCAUAUUAUAUGUGAAUGCUGUAAUG
Centruroides sculpturatus (bark scorpion) is the source of this 1762-nucleotide messenger RNA. RefSeq lists its product as uncharacterized. The transcript is spliced from 2 exons. Lineage: Eukaryota; Metazoa; Arthropoda; Arachnida; Scorpiones; Buthidae. The coding region runs from base 658 to 1734 and encodes 358 amino acids. The record is from RefSeq and is a predicted model, not a curated record.